AUGAUGAAGCAUUACAUGGCGAGUGGCGACGGGCCGAUGGGGACUACAGAGUCAGUGAGUGGUAACGGCGAGAGUGGACGGCGAGUGGCUGGGUUGCGGGAGAGUGGAGACGGUCGGAGGCUCGGAGGUGGCGAGUUCGACGGGAUUGGCGAUGGCGAGAGUGCCACGACGAUUGGUUGGGCUGUUGGUGAGUGGCGACGGUUGGAAUUCAGAGGAUCGAGGGUUGGAGAGGAGCGUCUGCUCGCGACGGUUGAGGCCGUUCUCCGAUGUUUGUGGGCUUGCGGUGGCGACUGCUUGUAG
This is a messenger RNA of Linum trigynum, 300 nucleotides long. NCBI's taxonomy places the organism in Eukaryota, Viridiplantae, Streptophyta, Magnoliopsida, Malpighiales, Linaceae. The record is from the annotation of a GenBank genome assembly.